AUGGCUCCCGAACGUGGUUUCCUCGUGCCUGAGCACUUCAAGGAACAGCCGCCAACCGAAGCUGAUAUGAAUUUCGCCUCCAUUAUCUGGGGAUUGUCUCUGGGUGUCACUAUCUUCAACUGUGGAAAAGCCGUUCGCCAAACGAAAUCGACGCUCGACAGACGCCACCGGCUGACCAUGUACAUCACCUUCAUCUGGCUCGAGGUCAUCUCCAGUACCGUUCUUGGAAUCAUAGUCUGGCUAUAUCUCGACCAAAUCAUCAAACCGAGCUUCGAGUAUUACUUCUCCAUCAUCGUCUUUUGGUCAAUCCAAGUCCAGUGUCUGAUUCAAAUCAUCAUCAACCGUGUCAGUCUGCUUAUGGUCGUCCGCCGCAAUGGAACGAUACUCAAGUGGUCAUGUUUCGGAAUUCUCCUGGCCAUCAACAUCAGCGUUUUCUGUGUUUGGAUCCCGGCGCGCCUCCAGAUCAAUGAAACUUACAUCCAUGUCAACAAUAUUUGGGAUCGUAUGGAAAAGGUCCUCUUCGCCAUCAUGGACGCAGCCCUCAAUUUCUACUUUAUCUGGGUUGUGAAGAAGCGUCUUGUUGCAAAUGGUCUGCAAAAGUAUACCCGCUUGUAUCAUAUGAACAUGUUCCUCGUCGGAAUCUCCAUCGCUUUGGAUAUUCUCCUCAUUGGAAUGAUGUCUCUACCAAACAGUUUUGUCUACGUUCAAUUCCACCCUCUGGUAUACCUCUGCAAGCUUCACAUCGAGAUGAACAUGGCCGACCUUAUCGGAAAGGUUGUCCGAGCCGGCAACAACCAGGCCGACGGACCUCACGACUACAGCUCCCGGUCUCGAACAACUAUUAAGACUGGAACUCGACCCGGGCAAGGAAGAUUCGGAGGCGCCCUGACGAGAACACACAUCGAGCUUGGCGACGAGGACGAAAUCGAACUCAAGGGCCGGGAGAACCUCGAAGGCAUCAAAAAGACCGUUGUUACACAUGUUGUCCGAUCACCAAACAGCGAUCUUGAAGACGAAAUAACCGAACAUCACGAAAGAGCAGUCAGCGAGGCUAGCUCUAGCAACACCCACGACGAACCCUACAGCCUCGAGCAUUCGAAAUAA
This is a messenger RNA of Fusarium sp. VM40, 1104 nucleotides long. The record is from the annotation of a GenBank genome assembly. NCBI's taxonomy places the organism in Eukaryota, Fungi, Ascomycota, Sordariomycetes, Hypocreales, Nectriaceae.